AUGCACCCACGAACAACCCAAAAGCGUACAAACCCAAGCCACGUCGUCUCCACUGAGUUUCCUCUCCAACAUAUGUCGGCACUGCAUUCCGAACAGGAUCGCUGGUUUUCCUUCCUAUCCAGAAGACCCAUCGCGAAUCCUACUGAAGAAGAGCUUAUCUUUGCUAACUACACGAAUGCUUGGGAAGAGUAA
Messenger RNA from Arabis nemorensis, 192 nucleotides. Lineage: Eukaryota; Viridiplantae; Streptophyta; Magnoliopsida; Brassicales; Brassicaceae. The record is from the annotation of a GenBank genome assembly.